Molecule: messenger RNA, 369 nt
Organism: Pecten maximus
Lineage: Eukaryota; Metazoa; Mollusca; Bivalvia; Pectinida; Pectinidae
Product: 40S ribosomal protein S7-like
Exons: 4
Coding region: 59-352 (97 amino acids)
Biological process (GO): ribosomal small subunit biogenesis; translation; rRNA processing
Cellular component (GO): cytosolic small ribosomal subunit; small-subunit processome; 90S preribosome
Molecular function (GO): structural constituent of ribosome
Source: RefSeq, a predicted model, not a curated record
AAGUUACAUUAAGCAACUUCCGUCGAAAUCCUCUUCUUCCGUCGCCGCCAUUGCCAAGAUGUACUCGGCGAGCGCUAAAAUAAUUAAGCCUCAAGGCGAGAAGCCAGAUGACUUCGAGCAGUCUGUAUCGCAGGCCCUGCUUGAGCUUGAGAUGAACAGUGACCUGAAGGCUCAGCUUCGUGAACUGUACAUUUCAGGUGCUAAGGAAAUUGAUGUUGCUGGCAAGAAAGCUAUCAUCAUCUUCGUACCAGUUCCACAGCUGAGACAAUACCAGAAAAUCCAGACUCGUUUGGUCAGGGAACUGGAAAAGAAAUUCAGUGGAAAGCAUGUUGUAUUUAUUGCACAGGUAUGAUCACAUUGUUUGAAUUU